GGGACGAGUGGCUGCGCCUGGACUCGGCGCAGAGAACCCUGUACCGGGAGGUGAUGCUGGAGAACUACGGCACCCUGGUCUCGCUGGGGAUUCCAUCCGCGACGCCGAAGGUGAUCUGCCGGCUGCAACAAGGCGAGGAUCCCAGCGUGCUGGAAAGGGAAACCCCUCAAGAUCAAGACACCUGUCUGGGUUUCAAGACUUGGCCCGAAAUGGAAGCUUUGCCUCCCAGGAAGGACAUUUCUAUAGAAGAAACAUCUCAGGGAAUAAUGAAGAAAAAGUCCAUGAAGUUUUGUCACUGGGACAUCAGUUUUGAACGGAAUUUGGAAUCGGAGAGUGGAACAGAACAGGAGCAGCAGAAGAAAGCUCUUCAGCAAAUGGCGGCCUUACACAAAAAAGCCGUGAGUGGAGAUGUAAAGCAGACACGUCUUGAAUUGGGGAAAGGCCUACUUAUAAAUUCAAUUCUUGUCAAACAGCAAAGUGUUCCCAUAGAAAGGAUACCCAAUAUAUGUUACACUUUUGGGCGAGAUUUUAAACAGAGUUUUGAUCUAAUGAGAUGCUUCCAGAUUUACCCAGGAGAAAAACCUCAUCUUUAUAAUGAAUGUGGGAAAAGCUUCACCCAGAGUCUUCAUCUGAUUGAACACCAGAGAAUUCACACUGGCGAGAAACCUUACAGAUGUAAUGUGUGUGGGAAACCCUUUAGCCACAGAUCGUCCCUUCUUGCCCAUCAGAGAAUUCACACCGGAGAGAAACCUUACAAAUGUAAUGAAUGUGAGAAAGUAUUUAGCAGCAGCUCAACCCUAAUCAGACAUCUGAGGGUGCACACCGGCGAGAAACCCUACCAGUGCAAGGAGUGUGGUAAAGCUUUUAGCCAGUGUUCAACCCUCACUCUCCAUCAGAGAAUUCAUACUGGAGAGAAACUCUAUAAAUGUGCUGAGUGUGAGAAGGCCUUCACUUGUAGAGCGAAACUUCACAGACACCAAAGAAUCCACACAGGGGAGAAACCCUAUAAAUGCAGUGACUGUGGGAAAGGGUACAGCCGAUUCGCAUCCCUGGCUGAACAUCAGAAGCUUCAUACUGGAGAGCAGCUGUGUAAAUGCUUGGAAUGUGGGAGAACUUUCACACGCACCUCCACCCUUAUGGAGCACCAGCGAAUUCAUACUGGUCAGAAACCCUACCAGUGCAACGAAUGUGGGAAAGCCUUCAACCAGUAUUCAUCUUUCAGUGAACAUCGUAAAAUUCACACCGGGGAGAAGCUUUAUCCAUGUGGAGAAUGCGGGAAGGCCUUUGGUUGCAAAUCCAACCUGUACAGGCAUCAGAGAAUUCACACCGGAGAGAAACCCUACCAGUGUAAUCAGUGUGGGAAAGCCUUAAGCCAGUAUUCAUUCCUAACGGAACAUGAGAGGAUCCAUACUGGUGAGAAACUCUACAAGUGCAUGGAGUGUGGGAAAGCCUACAGUUACAGAUCAAACCUUUGUAGACACAAAAAAGUUCACACUAAGGAAAAACUAUAGAUCGAAGAAAUAUGGGAAGCCUUUUAUCUACAGCUCCUCCCUUACUCAGCAUCAGAG
This is a messenger RNA of Hyaena hyaena (striped hyena), 1568 nucleotides long. RefSeq names its product zinc finger protein 354C (gene ZNF354C). Gene Ontology annotation, biological process: regulation of transcription by RNA polymerase II. NCBI's taxonomy places the organism in Eukaryota, Metazoa, Chordata, Mammalia, Carnivora, Hyaenidae. The transcript has 3 exons. The coding region runs from base 54 to 1511 and encodes 485 amino acids. Gene Ontology annotation, molecular function: RNA polymerase II cis-regulatory region sequence-specific DNA binding; DNA-binding transcription factor activity, RNA polymerase II-specific. The record is from RefSeq and is a predicted model, not a curated record.